AUGGAGAAAUUACUUGAAGCAACAGACCAAUUUGACGUAGAGUUGUUCGACAGCGUGAUAAGAGCCUUCUACAGCCCAGGAGACAGGGAGCACAAGAGAGCAGAAAGUGUGCUGCUUCAGUUCAGAGAGCAUCCUGAUAGCUGGGCAAGAACUGCAGAUGUCAUAAAAGAGAGCAAAGACAGCAGAUCGAAGAUAUUCGCAGUGCAGGCUCUCGAGAGAGCAGUGAAGGUGCGGUGGAGCAUGCUGACAGAAGAGCAGCAAAAAGGUGCUCGGGAGUACGUGGUGGACAAGAUACUCGAACUAUCGAUGGCCUCAACUCCUGAGGCAAAGGUGCUCGUAAAGCAGUUUAACCAAGUGCUGAUUGAAGUGAUAAAGAGAGAGUGGCCCAGCAAAUGGCCUACGCUUAUUACAGAUCUCCUGGAAGCGAGCAGAGGAGACUGUGGUAUAUGUGCAAAUAGUUUUAACCUUCUUGCGCUGCUGUGCGACGGGAUAUUCAACUUCCACGAGUCUCUGGUCAGUGAAAGAGUGGCUGCCCUGCAGAGCCAGAUGAAGAACGAGUUUCAUGCGAUUUACGAGAUAGUCACAGACAUUUUGGACAAAGUCAGCACGGGAGAGAUAGCAGUCCCGAAUGACUUGGUUCUUUCCAGUUUAAACUUGCUGAGGAUUUUGGUGCCUUUCUUCUCCUCUGAGUAUUUAUUCCAGUACAAACUGGUGGAGAUCGUCUCCAGAUACAUCGAGUCAGAGUUCAUUGUUCCAGCUGUGCAGGUCCUCAGAGGCAUUCUGGCACGGGCCGAUGAUGCGUCCUCUACAGCGCUUUUUAUGGAGUCUCUGAAGAGGUGCUUUGUCGUUAUAAGCGCUUUCUUCGAGAAGUACUGCCACAAGUUCAACCAAAUGCACACAGAGGGCAUGCACGCACACUACGACUCUUUCCUGCAGCAGGACGUAAACCUGAUCAGAGAAAUAGUCUUGUUCUACGGGCUAGCAUACAAGUAUGCAAGAGAAAUGGAAAAGAUGCACUGCAACACAAAAGUGCCUUUGGGCCUUAUGCUCGAGAUAUCCAAAAUAUCUGACUUUGAGCUCUUCCGGCUGUGCUUGGAGUUCUGGUCGAUGUUUGUGAAAGAGCUCUUCCUGGAGUUUCCCUUUGUCCCUGCAUCCACGAAGUCCCCAGCUGGCCUCAGAAGAGUGCACUACGCUGAGGAAAUGAGCGCCCUUGUGCCUGUCCUUGUGGCGCAGAUGCAGAGGCCAGAAGAGGUAAUCAUUGCAGAGAAUGAAGACAACGAAAUAGUACUGGAGAAGCUAGUGGACACUGAAUGCAUCCAGCACCACAAAGAAAUGAACGAAUUACUGUACAAUAUCUCGGCAAUGACGCCGGGAGGACUGGGCCCAUACUUCUGCAGCGAGAUAUCAAAGCUUCGCUCAGGGCCAUGGACCAGAGAAAGACUGAACAAAGUCUCUUGGGCAGCAGGGAGCAUUGCAGGCACGUCAACUGUCAUUGCAGAGAAAGAGUUCCUCACGCAGGCCAUCCAGACGCUUCUAUCUAUGUGCGAAGAGGCCACAGAGGAGGGAAAUAGAGCAGUGGUUGCAUCGUGCUUGAUGUACAUCCUUGUCAGAAACCCUGCAUAUCUCAAGACGUAUCCUCUCCUUCUGGAGGCUAUAUGCAACAAAAUGCUCCAAUUUAUCAUCGAUGUUGAUCUCGUGGGAGUGCCUGAAAUGGCGUGUGACACUUUGCUUAAGCUCAUGUCAUCGUGUGCUGAAGUGCUGAGGAUUCCUCUCUCUCCUGAUAGAGAGUGCUAUGUCACGAGCGUAUUCCCGCAGAUUCCCAAGAUCCUCAGCGUGCUUAAGCCGUACUUAUCUGAGGUGCUAUUUGAAGCGCUAUCUUAUCUGUGCUGUGAUUACGUUGAUAAACUGCUGCAGCAGCCUCUGAUGGACUUAUUCACACCGGGUGUAGACACCGCAGAGGGCGUUCUGCGGAUAGUGCAUGCAGUGAGACUGGUCAAAGUCGUGUGCUCAGUUAAUGUGUCUGAAGAGUUCUUUGCAGCACGAGAGAUUGUCAUUGGAAGAGCCCUGGGGCAGCUGCAGAACAUAUACAGCUCCCUGCCUACAGCAUCUGUGCAUCCUCCAAUGCUCAACAGAAACAUACAGAUACUUCGCAAAGAAAUUGUCAUACUCUAUGAAAUUAUUGCAAAAGAGUUCUCAGUGGAGUUUAUCCUGGGAAGCUUCAUUGAAGUUUGCGCAGGAGUGAUUCUACCGCCUGUGCGCGCAGGACUGGUCUCUCCCGUGGAGACUCUCGAUCUCCUUGCAGAGCUCUGCAAGAGAACAGUGGAGGGCACAGCUCCUCUGGUGAAUGAAGUGGCUGCCCCGGUGGCGCAGUACGUAUGGGCAGAUCCAGACGAGAAAGAGGAGCACAUGAAGGCUUUCUAUCGAAUGCUGUGUGCUGCUGUCAGGUCUAAUCCCGUGAUGAAUAGCCUGCAAAAGAUCGAGUGGCUGGCGCUUGGAGCAGGACACGCGAAUAGAGAGAUAUACGAAGAGUCCAUUGAAGUUCUUGCAAAGGUAAUAGAAAGAUCUCCCAUUGAAAUCAUUAGAGACGCGUUCCUGGGCCUGCUAGAGUGCAUCCUUGGCACAGCCCUGGACAAGGACCACGAGGGAGGGAUGAGCUCUCUUCUGGUUUCUCUUUCUCUCCUGGUGAAGUACAGCAUCGAAGAAAAGUGUCCAACACAGAACCAGGUGCUGGAGGUGUUUGGGAGCAAGCUGCACGGCAUAUUCCCGCACAUCAACCCAAAAGACAUUGAGGACUUUAUAUACAGGUGCUAUAGAGACGCCAACUCGCAUGAGGGCCUUCUUACAAACAUAAACGACUUCCGCGUGAAAAUCAAAACCAUCUAA
This is a messenger RNA of Nematocida minor, 2883 nucleotides long. Its product is annotated as exportin-1. The transcript has a single exon. The record is from RefSeq and is a predicted model, not a curated record. Gene Ontology annotation, biological process: protein export from nucleus; ribosomal small subunit export from nucleus; ribosomal large subunit export from nucleus. Gene Ontology annotation, cellular component: nucleus; cytoplasm. Lineage: Eukaryota; Fungi; Microsporidia. The coding region runs from base 1 to 2883 and encodes 960 amino acids. Gene Ontology annotation, molecular function: nuclear export signal receptor activity; small GTPase binding.